AUCAUGGUUUGUGUUGCUUUCAAAGCCACCAAGCCCGGGAGCUCAUGGAGAAAAUGGAUUGGAGUCAAACUGUCCAAUUCUGUAGUCUUGUUCUGCUCAUCCAUUCAAAUUAUAAUCUGCAUGACUUGGUUGGCCAUUUCUCCUCCCUUUCAGGAACUGGACCUUCACACUUACCCUGGAACCAUCAUCAUUCAGUGCAAUGAGGGCUCAGCUAUUGGCUUUUACUCAGUUAUUGGGUAUAUGGGGCUUCUGGCAGCUGUUAGUUUUGUUUUAGCAUUUUUAGCUCGGACAUUACCGGACAGUUUUAAUGAGGCCAAGUACAUCACUUUCAGCAUGCUGCUCUUCUGCAGUGUUUGGAUCACAAUGAUCCCGGCCUAUCUGAGCACCAAAGGCAAAAACACUGCGUGUGUGGAGAUAUUUGCCAUACUGACCUCAAGUGCUGGACUUUUAGGCUGUAUAUUUCUGCCCAAAUGUUACACAAUACUGUUUAAACCCGAUAUUAACUCAAAGUCAUAUUUAUUAGAACACAAAAAUAGACAUUAA
This is a messenger RNA of Xenopus laevis (African clawed frog), 543 nucleotides long. Its product is annotated as vomeronasal type-2 receptor 26-like. Lineage: Eukaryota; Metazoa; Chordata; Amphibia; Anura; Pipidae. The transcript has a single exon. The annotation marks the transcript as partial. The record is from RefSeq and is a predicted model, not a curated record.